GGGAAGUGGGAAGCAAAUUACCUGCCGAAUAUACAUUCCAAAUUGAACUGACUUGAAUUCAGAGGUGGAUUUAUAAGGUAACAACUAAGAUGUCGGAAAGGAAAGAUUUUCACGAGUCAGAUACAGAAGCAGAUACGGAGCUCAGCGAUGAGCAGAAGGUGGAGAUGACCAAAUGGUUCCUUCUUAACUCCCCAGCCGGCGAAAUCCAAUUCGUCGCCAAAGAUAUUCGAGCAGUGUUGAACGAUGAUAAUGUGUAUACAUUGGCGGCUGAAGAGGCUUUUCCUCUGUACAACAAGUCGCACAUGAUUUGCCUCCAAUUGCCCGACCGCAGUGGAGAUGUGCUGAUUACAUCAUUUGGAGAGAUUAAUAAAAAUGAGUAUCUUGAUCCUAGGACUGCCCAGGUUGCAAUAGUUGAUCAUCUCAAGCAAGUGUGUAAAGAGGUUAGACCAGCACGUGAUGAAGAACUUCCAUCGGCAUUUGUGGAAGAUUACAGAUGUGCCUUAGACGCAGAAGUAAUGAAGUAUGUCGGUGAAGCGUAUCCAAAAGGGGUCUUUGCAGUGUACUGUACAAAAGGUAAGGAUGUGGAGGAUCAAGGAUAUAAUUUUGAGCUUGUUGUGGUGAUUUCAGCUGCUAGACACAGCCCUCAAAAUUUUUGCAAUGGUAGCUGGCGAUCGAUAUGGAAUGUUGAGUUUAAAGAUGAUCUGCAAAUGGUGGAAAUGAAAGGGAGAAUGCAGGUAGGAGCACACUACUUUGAAGAGGGAAAUGUCCAGUUUGAUGCAAACCAUGAAUGUAGGGAUACAACAGUAAUUCAGUCCGCAGAUGACACUGCAUUGUCAUUGGUCCACAUUAUUCGACAGCAUGAAACUGAGUAUCUGACUUCUCUUCAGAAAUCCUAUCUAAAGCUGUCUGAUACUACUUUCAAGGACCUCAGAAGGAAACUUCCAGUGACUCGAACAUUAUUCCCGUGGCAUAACACUAUGCAAUUCAGCCUGGUCAGAGAUCUUUCCAAAGAACUUGGACCUGGAAAGUAGAGGUUCUACUGAUGUUUACGUAAAUAUGAUUACGUAAAUAUGAUUGGAACUCAACUAAGUUUUUCCCGUAAAAUAGCACAAGUUUCUUACCUCAGAUUUCCAUCUCAUCCUCCCACCUCCACCCCCACCGUUGACUUAACGAAUAUAUUGAUGAAAAUUAUAAAUCAUUUAAAAGAGUACUACCCAUAGUUCAUCUUGAUGGAUAUUAAAAAGAAUCAUUUUGUUAAUUUUACUAAGUAGUUACCUUGUAUAGUUAUAUCCUUUCUAAAGCAUUGAUUCUGUAGUUAUCUUUUUUAUCUUUUAU
Messenger RNA from Cuscuta epithymum, 1335 nucleotides. Lineage: Eukaryota; Viridiplantae; Streptophyta; Magnoliopsida; Solanales; Convolvulaceae. The record is from the annotation of a GenBank genome assembly.